CCGCGGUGGCCGGGGCGAUCGGGGCGCCAGCGCCUCCGGGCGCCAGCGCCGGGGAGCAGGGGCGGAAAGGCGGCGCUUCCGGCGCGUCGCGGCGGGGACAGGUGGCGAGGCGGGCGGGGCCCGCGAGCGCGCUGGGCCUCAUGGCGCAGCUGCCGGGCAGGAGCUGGCAGCAGCUGUCGGGCAUGUGGGCGAAGAAGUCCGUGCGGAUGUACUCGGAGCCCCACUGGGUGCUGCUGCUGCAGCUGGCGGUGGUCGUGUUCUGGCGCGCGGCGGUGGAUAGGCGCCUGGCGCACCGGCUGGCGCGCGCGUGGCACCGCCUGCGCGCCUGGCGCGUGCGCGCGGCAGGGGAGUGGCUGCGGGCCCGCGGCUGGGCCGAGGCCGAGCGCGCCCUCGCCGAGCCCCCCGAGGCCGCGGCGGAAGACACGGACGCCCAGGAGCCGCUGGUGGUGCGAGGGGAGGGCCCGGUGGCGCCGCUGGAGCCCGAGCCCGCGCCCGCCGCGGAGGGCGGCGUGCAGCAGUGGCUGCGGCUGCUGGGCGCGGCCGAGGCGCCGCUGCUCGUCUGCGUGGUGGUCUCCGCGGCGUGCCACGCCGCAGUGGUAGUGCUCCAGGGGGUCCGCCUCACCGGCGCCAACGCCACGAUGGGGGGCGCCAUCCAGCGCGUCUGGGUGCUCCAGGUGCUCAACUACACCCUGAGCACGUGGUGGCUGGCCCUGCGCCUGCUGAACCAGCGGCUGGACCAGUCGAAGUCGCGGCCCAACGUGUCGGGCGACCUGAGCAACCUGGAGGAGUCCGUGCCCGCAACCUCGAGGAGGUUCGCGCAGGAGUCGUCAAUGGUGCAGCUGGCCAAAGCGGCAGCGUCCAUCACCGCCGGGCUCAUAUGUCUCAAGCACCUCGGCUACAAUAUCAGCAAGCUGCUGGCGGUGACAAGCCUCAGCGGGGUCGC
This is a messenger RNA of Prorocentrum cordatum, 943 nucleotides long. The record is from the annotation of a GenBank genome assembly. Lineage: Eukaryota; Dinophyceae; Prorocentrales; Prorocentraceae.